Messenger RNA from Syngnathus typhle (broad-nosed pipefish), 2668 nucleotides. It is a transcript of the gene angptl4, whose product is annotated as angiopoietin-like 4. Gene Ontology annotation, biological process: triglyceride homeostasis. The transcript is spliced from 7 exons. Bases 125 to 1486 code for a protein of 453 amino acids. Lineage: Eukaryota; Metazoa; Chordata; Actinopteri; Syngnathiformes; Syngnathidae. The record is from RefSeq and is a predicted model, not a curated record. Gene Ontology annotation, molecular function: enzyme inhibitor activity.
GCCGCUUGCAGCUUUGACACGAGGGCUGUGGAAGUAUAUAACAUCUAAGCUUUGACUGUCCGGCCAGGAACCACAGCUCGAACAUUCAAACCCAAAAGAGAGAAGAGACAGACACCUGGAGACAAUGAAGACCACGCUAGCCACUCUGACUCUGUGCCUGGUGCUCAUCAUGGCCACGGGCUUUCCACUGGAGAAGAAAGGGAGCACGGAGAAGGAGAAACGUGUGCAGUUCGCAGCCUGGGACGAUGUCAAUGUCAUUGCCCACGGCCUCCUGCAGCUGGGCCAGGGUCUCAAGGAGCAUGUGGACAAAACCAAAGUCCAGAUGAGGGACAUCUUCACCAAGCUCAAGGUCUACAACCGCACCGUCGGCGAGCUGGGCAAGGAGAGCCAGAGGCUGAGGGCCGAGGGGGAGGCCCUGAAGGCUCGGGCCCGGGGGCUGGAGGACAGAGAGGGGCAGCUGCUCAAUGUCACGGCCGAGCUAAGGGAGACCACGGACGAGAUGCGGCAGGAGAGGGCGGCGUUGAAGGACAGGUUGAGCCGGCUGGAGGAGACUCUGGAAAAUUCGGUACUGGGGGACAUGAAGAAUGGCACAGAUGCACACAGCAUCCAGAUAAUGCUGGAGGCUCAAAACAGACGCAUCGACGAUCUGAUGGAACGAAUGAAACUGCAGCAGGAGAAGCUCGACAAGCAGAACGUGCGCAUUAGAACCCUGCAAAGUCAGAUUCAACAGUCAAGGCAAAGGUCGUUCACCAACACCGAAGGCUUCGUUGCAAGCGGCGGCGCCGAGCAACGCGACUCACCAGUCGAGUUGGCAUCAGACUGCUACGAGUUGUUCCUGCGAGGGGAGACCACCAGCGGGGUCUACACCAUCCAGCCAGAAAACAUGAACCCCUUCCCAGUCUUCUGUGAGAUGACAGCGGACGGCGGAUGGACUGUGGUCCAAAAGCGACAGGAUGGUUCUGUGGAUUUUGACCAGCUGUGGUCUGCCUACGAGAAAGGCUUUGGCAGCCUCAAUGGCGAGUUCUGGUUAGGAUUGGAAAAGAUCUACUCCAUAGCCAAGAACGGCGGCUACAUCCUGAAAAUCAAGCUGUCCGACUGGGGGGAUGACUUGGCGUCCAUCCGCCUACCUUUCCACCUGGGUGGAGCGGAGAGCAAGUACUCGCUCCAGAUCCAGGAGGUCGGCACUUUCAGUCCUCUGGAAAGAUCGCUGGGCUCCGACGCCGCUUCCGGUCUGCCUUUCUCCACCCGCGACCAUGACAACGACCACAAGAAUGACACCAAUUGCGCCAAGCAUCUUUCCGGUGGCUGGUGGUUCAGUAACUGUGGUCAGUCCAACCUCAAUGGGCGAUUCUUCCAGAGCCCGCCGCCCAAACAGCGGCACCAGAGAAAGCAGGGAAUCUUCUGGAAGACCUGGAAGGGGCGCUACUACCCUCUCAAAUCCAGCAUGAUGAUGAUCGCCCCUGCCGUGAUCGAGGGGAAAUCUUAAAGCAAAAAACACAUGGCGGGCAAGGUCAAGACAAAAGAGGGGGAGAAAGAUGUAGAUUUUGGACUAUUCUUUCUUUAUUAUUAAACUUGGUUCAUGUGGUGGAGGUUUUCACCCUCACACCUCAUCCAAGGCCCUCAACAUAGAUGCGGGAAAAGAGGGUGCGGUCUCCUUUCCCGGCAUUCCCGAGUCACAGAUGAGAAGUCGGCAACAAGUGGGACGGUUUUGACUACUGCGAGUCGCAGCACGUCCGCUGCAUCGCCAAUCCGACCAGAAUUUCCCAACAAGUUAAAGCUCAUCAGCAGUUGUUUGGAGGCUGAGAAUCUGCAACGUUAAUGCAAAGCCAGUUAAAAAAAAUGGUCUAUAGUAGUUGGAGGCCAUUUUCUUUCUCAGGCAAAUUUAACCUUCUGGGCUUUUUGAAUCCAAUUUGCUUCCUUUUAUUUUAUUUUAGCUGUGUUACUGCAAAACAUCCCAAGGAUUGGAGGUAUUUGUCUGAUUUUCUGAUUUCCAACUUCAGCUCUUUAAUAUAGAUAGCAAUCAUGUACUGUACUGUUUACAUCAAAUUGAACCUUGUGGCUCGAUCGUGGACACUUUUGGCCAAUGAAAACCCAUGAAGAUGAAAAGAAAAUUGCUGGGGUUGUUUAUAUUUUCCACCAGAUUGCAUCAGGCAUUAAAUCGCUAUACAGAUGAUAACUUCCAGCAAGGAAUUUUUUUUUUUUUUUAAGAGGCCAGUGAUAUGGACUUUUUGAUGACCAAAAGAGCUCCCUCUUGCAUGAACAUGACGAAAUAGUAGUAUAGAAGACUUUGAUGUAAAGUUGAAAUCACUGUACACUGACGCUUGAUGAUGUUUAAAGAUGUUCUUAGCUUCCUUUAUGAGCUUCACACAACGUCAUUGAAAACCAUUCCACCUACUCAAUCACGUAAUGUAUAUUCUUCAUUAUUUUUAAAGGUGGAGAUUUGCACAAUUUUAAGUCAUAUUGACUUCUUUACCAAUAUUGUACCACAGUGUAACAAGGAAUAAUGUCAUUUGUCUUAUGUUACUCGUGUUGUUGUCGUUCCUUUUUCUUAUUUAAAUGCUGUCAAAAGAAAGAUCUUAUAUUUGUAAUUUAUAUUGUCUUGUUUAAUGUGUGUUUUUUAAAGAGACCUUUUUGGCCUUCUGUAGCCAAUAAAAUAGGGUUAAACUGC